Molecule: messenger RNA, 1038 nt
Organism: Quercus lobata
Lineage: Eukaryota; Viridiplantae; Streptophyta; Magnoliopsida; Fagales; Fagaceae
Exons: 1
Coding region: 1-1038 (345 amino acids)
Molecular function (GO): catalytic activity
Source: RefSeq, a predicted model, not a curated record
AUGAGUUGCUUAAGUUGGAACUGUCGUGGGCUUGGGAACCUACAGACAGAGGAAGAACUAGUUGCUCUAGUCGGCAACAAAGAUCCCAAGUUAGUUUUCUUAAUGAAGACUAAGGUAGAGAAGGUAGUGUUGGAGCGAGUAGGAAGGAAAAUUCAAAAAUCUAAUAUUUUUAUGGUUCCCCGGCAUAAUAUUGGGGGUGGGCUAGCUUUGUUUUGGCCUAAUAAUAUAAGGGUGGAUAUUCAAUCGUAUUCUAACCAUCAUAUAGAUGCUAUCAUUGACCAUGGAGUUAAUGACGCUUGGUGGUUAAUGGGUUUCUAUGGUGACCCUGACACCGCCAGCCGGGAAGACUCCUGGUCCCUCCUUAAGGCUCUUAGUACUCGGGUCUCCCUUCCUUGGAUUUGCAUAGGUGAUUUUAAUGAAAUUUUGUUGGCUGAGGAAAAGCAAGGGUGGCUUAAUAGACCAGAACGGCAAAUGCAAGGUUUCCGAGAUGCUCUUGAUUUUUGUGGUUUAAAGGAUUUGGGUUUCAAUGGGUUCCCUUUCACUUGGAGUAACAGAAGGCCUGGGGAUCAGAAUGUCUGGAUUCGAUUAGAUAGAGGGGUGGCAACCAUAGAUUGGAUCCUAAAGUUCCCAACAUCACACAUCCAUCACUUGGAUGCUUUUCAUUCGGAUCAUAAACCCCUUAUUCUGUGUUCAGAUUCAGAGUUUAAACGUUUCUAUCGUAAGGGUCGCCCCUUUCGUUUUGAGGCUAUGUGGUUGAAAGAUAAUUCUUGUGAAGGUGUGGUAAAAGAUGCAUGGGGAGAUGAAUCUGUGGGGGGUUCGGCUUGGAGUUUUAAUAGAAAGAUUUAUGCUUGUCAAGACAACCUUAAAGAGUGGAACUAUAAGUCCUUUGGCCAUGUUCGUCAUUUGUUGCAAAGAAAACUGGCUGACUUAAAAUCUCUAGAGGAAUCUGGUGGUUAUAGGCAGCAACCCAAUCGGAUUCAAGCUCUUAGAGUGGAAAUCCAACAAUUAAAAUCCAAGGAGGAGGUAAUGUGGAAGUAA